Daphnia pulex (common water flea) is the source of this 2365-nucleotide messenger RNA. Its product is annotated as mucin-2-like. The record is from RefSeq and is a predicted model, not a curated record. Lineage: Eukaryota; Metazoa; Arthropoda; Branchiopoda; Diplostraca; Daphniidae. The coding region runs from base 471 to 2273 and encodes 600 amino acids. The transcript is spliced from 7 exons.
GGCUGCCACGGCCAUGGGCCAGCAGCUCCUCCUUUUUCUCCUCUUGCAUUUCGACCUUUUUAUUCUUUUCUUCUCCGCCCAUUUCGCUGCUGCUGUGCUGCUCCACACACACACGACGAUGGACAUGGACGAGCAUUGGCUUCUCCUUCCUUCUGUCAGGGUCUUCGAUCGUACAGGAGCUGCUAAAAUGGAGUCAAUUGAAAUUUGUUUUUCCGUUUGUCACGCUCCAGCGGAUGAGAGUCUCGACGAGGAAACGUAACACAUUUUGGUCGUCGCUGGAAGAAAAUGUUUGUCAUUGGAGUGUUGGUGGUGGGCGGUUGUUAUCGACGUGUGCUACAAUCGUCGUUUACCCAUAUAUAAAUGUCGACAUGUUGCCCGUUGCUUCCUUAGUAUUGAGACUAUUGAGCAACUGACCAAUUUCAUCCAUUCCGGCGCUCGCCUAUAGCGGCGGAAUAAAUAAUACGCGGAGAAUGUUAGCCCUACCGACAUUGAUCGCCCUCUCCUUUGUGGCCUUUUUCGCCUCUGCAGGCAUAUUGGAAUCAUUUUCACGAGGCAUGCACGCAGCCACGACUUACAAAUUUAUGCGACCGGGUCCUGUGAAGACGGAGCCGACUCCUCCUCCUCCUGCAUCCAUCCCGGACGAGCUGAUCGCCACACCCAUCAAUAAUUACAACGGCGUGAAUGAUGGCUACGACGUCAAUAUCUCGUCGACGAUGAUGCCGACGAUUAGCGGCGUCCUUCAGCGAGUCGAUUUGUGCCACGUUCAAAACAUCGUCGUCCCGUUAUCUCAUCCCGACGGCCAGCCCCAAAAGGAAUUGAUUUUUAAAUCCAUGGAAUUCCCGUUUAAACGCACCAAUCCACUCGUCUGCUCGUGGAAUGUCAAGGUGAGCGACAAUUGCCGCCGGGGACUCGUCACGAUGAAGAUAAACGAACGCAGUCGACUGGCCAGUGAGAAAGGCUGCAGGAAAGGAUAUUACCGCGUGUCGCCAUUCAUGAAGGAAGCCAAAAUCUGCGGCCGUGUCAAUAACGUUCCGGCCUUUCAAUGGUACAUUGAGGAUCAGCAGCCGGAAAAUGUGACCAUCACCUUGAAGCACAACGGACUCAAUGACGGGUUCUCUGAAGGAUUGGGUUUUACCCUGUCAGGUGAGUGUCUGCCUGACGAAUCCGACUUGACAAUCAGCAAAGCCAUCAAAUCCUACAAGAAUUGGCUGGACCAAAUCUCCAGGAGAUCAAGGGGUGAACUGACGGUUGUCUUGCCGGACCUUGUUCCAUUGGAGCCCAUCAUGAAAUUAUGGGAAACUCAGCCAAACGUCACCAAAGGUCCUAUGGAAUUUCCUAACGUUACAUCUGACGACUCGACAACUACACCAGCCCCGACUGUCCUAUUAUCAAACUCGAGUCCAUCUUCUGACCAAACGGACGACAGCGACGAUGUUGACCUUCCCCCAAUUGCAAUGAAUCCAUUUACACAAUCCAACGGAUCCAUUCGCCCGUUAUUGCCGCAAAUAGAUGCCGAUGAAGCUGAUCCUGUUCAUUUGACGAUCAUUUCUGAUGUUGUCACCGAGUCUCCCCAGCUGCCCAUUACCACUACUACAAUGCAAUCGAUUGAAACGACGGCCCAGCCUUUGCUGAGCGAAUCUCCCGUUCCUGAGGGGAUUUUAGCCGUUUCUAAUCACAAUUCUCCUUUAAGUUUCCCAAUGAUCCGUCGUCGUCCGUUACCUACCACCCCAAAGCCAAUCACCAGAGCCCCUAUUAGUCGACGUCCGCCGACUAGCGUGUUCCCCGCCAGCAGAAAGCGGCCGGCCGUUCCAGUUUCCAACGAUAAUCCCUCGGAGAUUCCUUGGCUCAUUCUCAAAUCUCCUGAUGAUUCGUCGUUAACGGAAAUGUACCGGACUCCGUCGUCCACCACCGCUCGUCCUUUCAUUCCAGACCAUCAAGAAAUGGUCCGUCCAGUUAAACGACGCCCACUCGUCCGUUUACCAUCAACAACUGUCCGCCCAGCGUCAAGUUCUUCCAGAAAUCCGUGGGUCAUUUUAAAAUCUCCCCAAACCAACACAAAUCAAAAGAAGAAGCGACCGGAUCCAAUCCGCCCAAAGGUUCCAGUUGUCGACCACCAAGGAAUUCCGUGGCUCAUUCUCGCCUCGCCUCCCGAUCCUGCUCACCCGUCAUCAGAAUCCUCGUCGGAAAUGAAUCAUUAUUACCCAGACGUUCCUUCAAACCAACUUUACAAACGGAAAGAUUCAUUCCCCGGCUAUUUUGUUCCAACAAUUUAACCACCAGACCUACUCAGAAUUGACUUGUUUGACUCUUGUAAUUUCGACUCUUUUUAUUUAUUACGACAAAAUAAAAGCCCAAUAAUAACACA